AUGGACGGCGCAGGCGGCAUGGACGCAGCCACAGAACAUGACGCCGGUUCGCGCAGGGAGCGGCCGUGGCUCUAUGCAUCGAACCGCAAGCUUCGACAUCUUCAUGGCAUUUCCGUUCGUAACCUCGUGGUCACUCCACCCCCAACGCGAGGUCGUGGCAAGACGAUUGAUGACGACGAUAUCCCCAAUACCUUGAAGUCGCCCUCGAAGAUUCUAGCACAGAAUGAGAAUCACUCGAUACAUCCCUCGCGGUCUUUUACAGACCUCAAGUCGCGCGCAAGUCAAGAGAAUCAUGCAGACAAGAAGCCCGACAGGUACCAGUUGCGACGCCGAAGUACUAUGUUUUGGAACGAUCCCAACCCUCGAACAAGACAGAUCAGACUGGAGGAUAUUACUAAAAACCGCAUGGCGGAUACUUUUUUCUCAAUUCAUUGCCAGGGUAUCGAUGAACCAAUCUACAUUAGCGAAGUGGUCGACAAGGCAACCAAUCCUAAUUUCCGAUCGUUUGACUUGAAUUCCUCUGGACCUUUGGUCUCCCGAAGGGACACAUUGACCGUCAAGCUCUGGGCAAAGACGGAGAAUUUACCUGAAUAUGAGCUGCUCGUUGAGUUACAAUUGAACCUACGAUCGCUCCAGUUCUUGGGGAAGACGAUUGAGAACUUCCAUCAACCACUUCCAACCAAUUGUAUCUUGUUUCAUUUCCCUGACGGGGUUUACACGAAUCUGACAGACCUUCCCCCGGUUGAGCCAUUCCUCAAUGGCGCAAGACAGCGGGCGAAUCCUGAUGGAACCACGCUACCUACCUCUUCCUAUGAUGCAUUGAUGCGGUUGGCCAAUCUGGAUGAGUGUAUCCAGGAUGCCCUAGCAACUCGGGAGAGAUUGGAAACGCAGAUUGGAGACAUUCUGAAAAGUAACGAAGGCGCCCUGGAGACCGAGAGCAAUGCUGCCCAAGCGGAAGACCGCCUUUCAUCUAUCAAACAUGCUGUGUUGGCCGAGAGAAAGCAAAUCAGAGCCAGCACAAAGCGAAAAGAGGAACUUGCUGCCAGUAUUAAAGCUCGCAAAGAAGCCAUGGAGCUAGGUCGGCUCACGCAGGAAAAGGCCCAAGGCCAUCUCCCGGAUGCUCAAGAGAAGUUGGUCUCCUGUGAGAAAUUGCUCCACCGGAAUUCGGAAGAUACAAAGGGCCAGAUAAGUCGUAUUGCGGAAGAUUUGUCGCUCAUCUACCCCAUUGAACCAAUUCCCGACAAGUCACUUGCUUUUACCAUCUCUGGACUGCCGCUCCCCAACUCAAACUUCGAAGACACCGACCGCGAAGUGGUUGCAGCAGCACUGGGAUACACCGCUCAUCUUGUAUACCUGCUAUCUUUCUACAUGUCGGUGGCCAUCCCUUACCCAAUCAACCCAAACCAGUCGACCUCCUUGAUCCAGGACCCCGUGUCCCAGGACCUUCCACAGCGCACUUUCCCCUUGUACCCGGGCAGCGUGAACUAUCGCUUCGAGUACGGUGUCUUCCUUCUAAAUAAAGACAUCGAGUUCCUUCUCAACAAGACAGGCACCCGCGGUCUGGAUAUUCGUCACACCCUCCCCAACCUCAAAUACCUCCUUUACAUACUCACCGCUGGCGUGUCUGCGAUUCCGGCACGGAAGGCUGGAGGCAUUCGGGGACUUCUUUCUGGCCGGUUGACACCCAAUUUGUCUCGACGCGGUAGUAUGGACAGCGCUGCCUCUGGCGAGUUGGUGCAUCCUCACAAGGCUUGGGACGUGAUUUCUAGGAUUAAUGGACAUGCCGUGAACGGCGCCCCCAAGACGGCAAAUCAGCCGCCCUCGCCCCGUGUGGCAUAA
Messenger RNA from Penicillium cinerascens, 1839 nucleotides. RefSeq names its product putative UV radiation resistance protein (UVRAG). Gene Ontology annotation, molecular function: SNARE binding. Lineage: Eukaryota; Fungi; Ascomycota; Eurotiomycetes; Eurotiales; Aspergillaceae. Gene Ontology annotation, cellular component: lytic vacuole; endosome. The record is from RefSeq and is a predicted model, not a curated record. Gene Ontology annotation, biological process: SNARE complex assembly. The transcript has 2 exons. Bases 1 to 1839 code for a protein of 612 amino acids.